AUGGGGGCGCUGGCGGCGCUGGCCAAGAAGUUGUGGAGCGCGCGGCGGCUGCUGGUGCUGCUGUUCACGCCGCUCGCGCUGCUGCCGGUGGUCUUCGCCCUCCCUCCCAAGGAAGGCCGCUGCCUGUUCACCAUCCUGCUCAUGGUGGUAUACUGGUGCACAGAGGCUCUGCCCCUCUCGGUGACAGCCCUGCUGCCCAUCAUCCUCUUCCCCUUCAUGGGCAUCCUGCCCUCCAGCAAGGUCUGCCCCCAGUACUUCCUCGACACCAACUUCCUCUUCCUCAGUGGUCUGAUCAUGGCUACUGCCGUCGAGGAGUGGAACCUGCACCGGAGAAUUGCCCUCAGGAUCCUGAUGCUCGUUGGGGUCCAGCCAGCCAGGCUCAUCCUGGGGAUGAUGGUGACCACGUCGUUCCUGUCCAUGUGGCUGAGCAAUACUGCCUCCACUGCCAUGAUGCUGCCCAUUGCCAAUGCCAUCCUGAAGAGUCUCUUUGACCAGAAGGAGGGUCGGAAGGACAUCACCAGGGAGAGUGAGGAGAAUGCAGCUGCUGUGCGGAGAAAUGGCCUACACACUGUGCCCACGGAGAUGAAAUUUCUUGCCAGCACAGAAGACAAAGACCACCCUGAGGAGGUGGAGGCUCCACUGGAUCUGCUGGCUGACUCCAAGAAGGAGGAGGAAUAUCGCAGGAACGUCUGGAAGGGCUUCCUCAUCUCCAUCCCCUACUCAGCCAGCAUCGGGGGCACCACCACCCUCACGGGCACAGCCCCCAACCUCAUCCUACUUGGCCAGCUCAAGAGUUUCUUUCCGCAGUGCGAUGUGGUGAAUUUCGGCUCCUGGUUCAUUUUUGCCUUCCCUCUUGUGCUGUUGUUCCUGUUGUUGGGCUGGAUCUGGAUCUCCUUCCUGUAUGGAGGGUUGAGCUUGAGGGACUGGAGGAAGAAGAAACCCCAGAUAAGAGCUGAUGCAGAAGAUAGGGCCCGAGCUGUGAUUCGGAAAGAAUUCCAGAACCUGGGGCCCACCAAGUUUGCUGAACAGGCUGUUUUCAUCCUUUUCUGCAUGUUCGCCUUGCUCCUCUUCUCCCGGGACCCGAAGUUCAUCCCUGGCUGGGCCAGCUUCUUCACUCCUGGGUUUCUUUCUGAUGCUGUCACCGGUGUGGCCAUUGUCACCAUCUUGUUCUUCUUCCCAUCUCAAAAGCCCUCUCUCAAGUGGUGGUUUGACUUCAAAGCUCCCAACACGGAGACAGAGCCCUUGCUGACCUGGAAGAAGGCCCAGGAGACAGUGCCCUGGAACAUCAUCCUUCUUCUGGGAGGGGGCUUCGCCAUGGCCAAAGGCUGUGAGGAGUCGGGGCUGUCUUUGUGGAUCGGCAGGCAGCUGCACCCCCUGGAGAACGUGCCCCCCAUGCUGGCUGUGCUGCUCAUCACUGUCGUCAUCAUCUUCUUCACAGAGUUUGCCAGCAACACGGCCACCAUUAUCAUCUUCCUGCCUGUCUUGGCGGAGCUGGCCAUCCGCCUGAGAGUGAACCCCCUGUACCUGAUGAUCCCUGGCACGAUUGGCUGCUCCUACGCCUUCAUGCUGCCCGUCUCCACACCCCCCAACUCAAUCGCCUUCGCCUCUGGACACUUGCUGGUCAAAGACAUGGUGCGGACAGGCCUCCUGAUGAACCUGAUGGGCGUCCUGCUGCUCAGCUUGGCCAUGAAUACCUGGGCACAGGCCAUCUUCCAGCUGGGCACCUUCCCAGACUGGGCCAAUGUCCACUCAGCCAAUGUCACAGCACUGCCACUCACGUUGGCCAAUGACACAUUUCAGACCCUUUGA
Cynocephalus volans (Philippine flying lemur) is the source of this 1809-nucleotide messenger RNA. RefSeq names its product solute carrier family 13 member 3 (gene SLC13A3). The coding region runs from base 1 to 1809 and encodes 602 amino acids. Gene Ontology annotation, biological process: citrate transport; transmembrane transport. Gene Ontology annotation, cellular component: membrane. The transcript is spliced from 13 exons. Lineage: Eukaryota; Metazoa; Chordata; Mammalia; Dermoptera; Cynocephalidae. Gene Ontology annotation, molecular function: succinate transmembrane transporter activity; citrate transmembrane transporter activity; sodium:dicarboxylate symporter activity. The record is from RefSeq and is a predicted model, not a curated record.